AGUUUGUUUUACGCAUUCUGGCGUACAUACACACCACACAUGUGCAUGCAUGCAUAAAUGUACACGUCGGGACUCAGAGUUUGCACACGUGCACUGGAAUACAGGCGUCUACACACCAUCAAGUGAAAGUGGCCUGCAGAGGCAAUACUGACCACGCAGUGCAGAACAACGUGAGGUGACCCAGAGCUGUCCAGACACAUCCUGGUGCCAAUACAGUGAAUCCAGGCAUCCAAAUGCCCACAAUGGCUACACGUUUGAGCCUCCUCAUGCUCGCUCUGAGUGUUUCUGGACAAGAAUAUCCGUCGAGCCCUCAUGGCUGCACCGAGGGAAGCUGCUACCCUGCAACAGGAAACCUUCUGAUUGGACGGGCUGUCAACCUUACCGCCUCCUCUACUUGUGGGUUGAAUGGACCACAGCAGUAUUGUAUUGUCAGCCAUUUACAGGAGCCAGACAAGUGUUUUGAGUGUGACUCCCGGCGCCCCUACGACACGUACCGCCACAGAAACAGCCACCGCAUCGAAAAUGUGAUUUACCUCAUGGAUGCCAGAGACCCCAGUGGAGACCACACCUGGUGGCAGUCUGUCAACGGUAAGGAGGAUGUUAGCAUCAGACUGAACCUGGAGGCCGAAUUCCACUUCACACAUCUUAUCAUGAAGUUUAAGACUUUCAGACCUAAAGCUAUGAUCAUCGAGCGUUCAGCAGACUUUGGGCGCACAUGGCGGCCCUACCGCUACUUUGCUUCCAACUGUACCAGUACCUUCCCUCGCAUCCCUGCCAACCGCUUGCACCACAUUAAUGACAUCAUCUGUGAGGAACGCUACUCUGACAUUGAGCCUUCCACUAAUGGAGAGGUUAUUUAUAAAGUCUUGGAUCCAGCGAUUCCUGUAAAAGACCCUUAUAGCUUGGACAUUCAAGAACUUCUGCGCAUCACCAACCUUCGGAUCAACUUCACAAAGCUCAACACUCUGGGAGACGACCUGCUGGACCGCCGCUCUGACGUCUUGCAAAAAUAUUACUAUGCCAUUUAUGAGCUGGUUGUUAGAGGGAGCUGCUUUUGUUAUGGACAUGCUUCAGAGUGUGCUCCAGUGCCAGGGGUCAACACCCGGGAAAGUGGCAUGAUUCACGGUCGCUGUGUUUGCAAACAUAAUACUGAGGGUCUGAACUGUGAGCGUUGCAGAGAUUUCCACAAUGAUCUGCCGUGGAGACCAGCGGAGGCAGAGAACCCUCACACAUGCAGAGAGUGUAACUGCAAUGGUCACUCAAACCAGUGUCACUUUGACAUGGCGGUGUAUUUGGCCACGGGCAACACUAGUGGAGGAGUUUGUGAUGAUUGUCGGCACAACACCAUGGGACGCAACUGUGAGAUGUGUAAACCUUUCUACUACCAAGACCCUAAUAGGGAUAUCAGGGACCCUCGUGUUUGUAUUGCCUGUGACUGUGACCCAGUGGGAUCAUUGGAGGGAGGCGUGUGUGACAGCCACACUGACCUGGACAUGGGGAUGAUUGCAGGACAAUGUCGCUGCAAAGCCAACGUAAAAGGCAUGCGUUGCGAUGACUGCAGGAAGGGUUACUACGGACUCAGCCAGAACGAUCCUCUGGGUUGCCAGCCUUGUAAUUGUGACCCUCGUGGAAUCAUUAAGAUGAACGCUCCCUGUGAUCAGAUCAGUGGGGACUGCUCCUGUAAAAGAUAUGUCACUGGACGCUACUGUGACCAGUGUCUGCCUGAAUACUGGGGGCUCAGUAAUGAUCUGGCUGGCUGCAGACCUUGUGACUGUGAUUUUGGUGGAGCCUUCAACAACAGGUGCAUGAUGGAAAAUGGCCAGUGUGACUGCAGGAUGCAUCUAAUAGGUCGACAGUGUUCAGAAGUGCAAACUGGGUAUUUCUGUGCUCCACUCGACUACUACAAAUACGAGGCUGAAGAUGCCAGUAGACACUCUCCAAGUGACUCCAUUCUGAUGGGCAAAGUUCGUCCUCAGGCAUCAGAUGACUGUAUUCAACACCUCAGUAACCAAGCGAGGAGGCAUCGGCGACACGGCCGCAUUUCCAGCUCACAGCAGCAUCAGGCAGCACUGAGACGCAUCCGGCAGCUUCAGCAAACACCUGAUGUGACGACUGUUCAAAGGGAGCAUGCGCCCAGUCACAUGGUGACGUGGACCGGGACUGGUUUUGCCCGUGUCAAAGAUGGUGCUGGUCUGGUGUUUACUAUCGAUAACAUCCCCUUUGCCAUGGAGUACGACAUCAUGAUCCGCUAUGAGCCAGAGUCCACAGAGGACUGGGAGGCUAUUGUCAGUAUCACCUCCGUAAUGCUGCCCUCAAGUGUGCGAUGUGGAAACCUCCUACCUACUGAGCAGCUCUACACUGUAACCCUGCUGCACAACAACAGGUACGUCAUGCUGUCCAGGCCGUUUUGUUUUGAGCCCAGCAAUCGUUACGUGGUGGCGAUUAGAUUCCAGCGUCAUGGAGUUACACACAGACACCUAACAGCCUUCAUUCUUGUUGACUCGCUGGUACUGAUCCCCAAAUACGCUGAACUGCCUGGCUUCCACGGUAAUACGCCAGCAGCAGAGCAGAAUCUCAAGGAUAUGAGCCGCUACAUGUGUCUUGAUUCCUUUAUGAUCACACCAACGCCCGUCGUGGCUGAAAUGUGCUCUAAACUCAUCUGCAGUAUUUCAUCCAUCAUUCAUGAUGGCGCGCUGCCCUGUCAGUGUGACCCUCAGGGUUCCCUCAGCGGUGACUGCGAUAAGGUCGGAGGUCAGUGCCGUUGUAAACCCAACGUGAUGGGACGACACUGUGAUCAGUGUUCCCCGGGAACCUAUGGCUUUGGUGUUCAUGGCUGCACUGCUUGCGACUGCCACCCUGAGGGCUCUGUGAGUCAUCAGUGCGACCCAGUCACAGGUCAGUGCCCAUGUAGGCACGGAGCCACCGGACGUCAGUGUUCAGACUGCCAACCCGGCCAGUGGGGCUUCCCCAACUGCAGCCCCUGUCAGUGCAACGGCCAUGCGGAUAUCUGUGAUCCCCAAACAGGUGAAUGUAGGGGCUGCAGGGACAACACAGCCGGACAUCUCUGUGAACGCUGUGCAAAUGAGUUCUUUGGAAACGCCAUACUUGGCUCAGGAGAGCACUGUCGCCCCUGUCCCUGCCCCGGUUACCCAGACUCAGGUCACUUUAAUGGACAUUCCUGUCAAGCUGACCUUACCUCUGAUCAGAUCACAUGCAACUGCAAACAAGGCUACACGGGUCCCCGCUGUGAUCAGUGUACUCCUGGUUAUUAUGGCAACCCCAAGCAGCCCGGUGGGCAGUGUUUCCCAUGCGAGUGCAACAACAACAUCGAUCCCCAGGAUCCUGAGUCAUGUGACCCCAGUACUGGCGAGUGCCUCAGGUGUCUGUACCAUACUGAUGGCCCGUCUUGUGCCCACUGUGAACCCGGUUAUUAUGGCAAUGCUUUGGUCCAAGACUGCAGAUGUUGCACCUGUGUGUCUGCUGGUACCCUGCAAUCUGCGUGUCAUGAUAGACAAUGUCACUGCGACCGUCGCACUGGAGCCUGCCCAUGCAGGGAAAACGUGACCGGCCAUAACUGUGACCAGUGUGCUGCUAACUAUUGGAACUAUGGUCAGCAAAGCGGCUGUGAGCCUUGUAACUGUGACCCACAGCAUGCCCUGGGAUCUCACUGCAACAUGUUCACAGGCCAGUGCCACUGUCAGGCAGGCUUUGGGGGCAAACAGUGCACAGAAUGUGAGCAGUUUUACUGGGGAAACCCACAAGUGCAUUGUCAAGAGUGUAAUUGUCACCCACUGGGCGCAGAGGCUGCCCAGUGUAACCGCACAACGGGGCAAUGUGAGUGCCGGGCCGGAGCAGCGGGAAAGCAGUGCAAUGAAUGUGCUCGUGGCUUCACAGGCGUCUUCCCUGGGUGUGUCCAGUGUCACCCAUGCUUCCAGCUUUGGGAUGACAUUGUUUGCCAGAUUAAAAGGGACUUAGACUACAUCCAGUACACCGUGAAAAAGUUCCAGGAGAAUGGGGUCACACCUGGAGUCGGGGACAGUCGCUUCAAAGAGCUGGAGAAGAAACUGAAGCAGGUGACGGAUCUCGUCAGUAGAGAGGAGAGCGACAGGAUUCAUCAGCUGAUUGGACAGAGCAUUGAUGACCUCAGAGCUGAGAUCGCCCUCACGGAUGGACGUCUAAUGGGUAUCGCCCGAGAGUUAAACACAACAGCCGAAGAAGAAAAGGCCAUAAAAAACACUCUGAAUGACUUAGAAAAAAUGUUAAUGGACGUCAACACAACCGUGGUGCACAAGCAACAGUUGCUAGAUAACUACCUCACUUCAGGAUUUUCAGAUCAAUUUGAAAAAGUGAAGAAGUACUAUCGGGAGUCAUUGGAGUCCGAAGAGAGAUGCAACGCCUCUGUAUCGGGUCCUGUACGAGAGUCCAAAGAGAUCCGAGCAAUCACUGAGGACCUCCUGAAUGCUAAAAAAGAUAACUUUUUCAAGGUUCUUGCUGCUCAGAACAAAUCAUUAAAUGAUCUGCAGCAGAAAGUCGGCAACCUCGAUGAUAGGGUUCAUCACCUCAGUGACAAGGUGUGUGGGGGUCACAGCAAGGCCGAUAUCAAUGGCAGUUGCUCAGACAGGCAGUGUGGUGGUGCCGGUUGCCGUGACGAUCUGGGGAACCGUGUAUGUGGAGGAGAUGGCUGCAACGGGACAGCAAGCUCCUCUGUAACAGCACUGUCCCAAGCUAACAGAAACAAAGUUAAACUGAACCGUCUCAAUGAGGGUCUCCAAGGGGUUGAAAAAAAGCUCCAGGAUAUAGCUUCCCUGACAGAGAAUGUGAAGAACCAGGCGAUGAAUGCGCUGGAGAAAGCCCAGAAGAAGAAGGACCAUUUUGAAAACAACAACAAAAAGCUAAAAGAGUUCAUUAAAAAGAUCAGAGACUUCCUCAUUGAGGACGGAGCUGAUCCAGAGAGCAUAGAGAAGGUUGCACAACAGGUGUUGUCGAUCAGGCUGCCACUUAACAGGGCUUCUCUGGACAAAAUGAUUGUGGAGAUAAAGGACCGCCUUGCCAACCUCACCAGCAUUGAAGGGGUCGUGAAUGAAACUUCACAACACAUUAGGAAAGCUAAGGAGCUCCUUGAAGAGGCUAAAAAUGCCAAGAACCGAGCAGUGGGAGUGAAGGAUUUAGCCAGUGACACAAAGAAGGCCUUAAAUGUAUCUGAGAAGGCCAUAGAGGAAGCCCGGACAGCCCUGAAGGAGGCCCACAACAACUUAAACAGCACAAAGAACGCUACUGCUGAGGUGGAAAAGAGGCUGCAGCAGCUGGAGAACAAGCAGACGGAAGUCAUGAUGCGUUUAAACAACCUCUCCAUGGGGGUAGAGGCCCUCAGGAACAAGACGGAGAUGAACAGGCAAAUGGCAAAGGAUGCCCAAGCACUGGCUAAUAGCGCCACUCAGCAAUCUUCUUCAUUGGAGCAAAAACUCAACGACACUGAAACACGGUACCGUGAGCUGCAGAUGAAGUUGGAGUCUCUUGGGGGGGAUUCUGGGAAUGUGACCAACAUCCAUCAGAAGGCCAGAGAUAUGAAGAAUGAUGCAGAAGCUCUCUUAAGCAAAGCCAAGGGUGGCAUAAAAAAACUCAACGAACUGGAGAAAAAGUUCAAGAACAACGAGCAGCGGAUGCAGAAACUGCGCGAUGAGCUGGACAGUCUGAAACAAAAUGCCACUAUGGUGCAGAAUGAGAUCCGGGAACAAGUACAGAAGUACAGCAACUGCUAAUGAUGAUGGGGCAGUUCCCAAUGUGUCAUUUGGUGCUCUGGUAGAAGAGAGUUAUGUCAGAUGCUGUGACUGGAACAAACAUUACCCAUGAAAACGAAACGCUGCUCUGGAGAUACCUCUAUUAUUUCGCUCUAUUUCAAGUUUUAGAAGUCACCCAUCAAGUGUUUUAUCACAGGAAUGCCUUCCUUUGUCCAUGUACUGUACUUUUUCACUUCUUGAUAUCAAAGCUUCAUUGUGUGGUUUUUAUGUGUUUAAGCUAUAUCAACGAGUGAAUUACCUGUGGAGAUGUUUGUUUCAUGGUAAAGACUAUGAUCAUUGUAUUAAUUGAGUUCAUUCAUAAUAAACUUCAGGAAUAUAUCGGAUUAUAUUAUCAGAAAGUUACUCUGGCCAAAGGGGCUUCUAAGAUUUUGAGUGUAUUUGAUGUAAUUUGAAACCAUUAGUAAGGCGUACCUUGCUGUUCUUUUUUACGAAAUUUGUGGGAAAAAAGUUUGACUUUUGGAUGAAAUUUGAUUUUAUUGUGUAGAAUGAAAAAUAUUUCACACACAAAUAUUCCCUGUUAUAUGUUGACAGAGACAAAUAAAUUUUAUACAGUUUAUGUAGAUUAAUUACA
Messenger RNA from Melanotaenia boesemani (Boeseman's rainbowfish), 6369 nucleotides. RefSeq names its product laminin, beta 2-like (gene lamb2l). Gene Ontology annotation, cellular component: laminin trimer. The record is from RefSeq and is a predicted model, not a curated record. Gene Ontology annotation, molecular function: extracellular matrix structural constituent. NCBI's taxonomy places the organism in Eukaryota, Metazoa, Chordata, Actinopteri, Atheriniformes, Melanotaeniidae. Gene Ontology annotation, biological process: basement membrane assembly; substrate adhesion-dependent cell spreading; cell migration. The transcript has 35 exons. Bases 234 to 5759 code for a protein of 1841 amino acids.